Messenger RNA from Epinephelus lanceolatus (giant grouper), 1604 nucleotides. Its product is annotated as sterile alpha motif domain-containing protein 9-like. NCBI's taxonomy places the organism in Eukaryota, Metazoa, Chordata, Actinopteri, Perciformes, Serranidae. Gene Ontology annotation, cellular component: cytoplasm. Gene Ontology annotation, biological process: regulation of apoptotic process. The record is from RefSeq and is a predicted model, not a curated record.
UCUCACAAAGAAUGUGUCCUUGGGCUCUGUCCUUGAAGCACUUGGAGACAACAAACUCUUCAGAUUUUACGAUCUAAUAAACAGCCUCAGAGAUGAGGUUGACAGAAAAUGUGCAUUUUUUGACAAAUAUCUGACUUACUCAAAGCCCAGCACGAAGAAAGAUGAUCCCUCAUACAUUUCCAAAGACACCUCAGAAUGCUACAGGAAUUAUGUCGGAGACUCCCCACUGAGGCAUUUCAAACAAAAAGGCGCUGAUCUCAUCCAGAAGCUUAAACAAAACCGGGUGGACACCUCUGUUGGAGUACUCUCCUGUCUUGACAGAGAAUGUACCGAAUCAGACCUUAAAGAAAUAACCACAUGGUGGGAAGAACUCUUCCUGCACAAAGAUUCAGUAACAGCGGUGGCCAACUGCAUCCUCGCAAUUCUUCCUUCUAAAUGCAGAGAGAGAGAAGAGAGAGAAUUUAAACUGCCUCUGAUUCCCGAAGAUUCACCUGAGCUCCACAUGUUAGCCCUCCUCCUGUGCUGGCCUACAGACAGUGAAGACAAAUGUGUCAUCAACCUCGGGAAAUUCAUUCUGGGUAUGCAACAUGCCUACGAACAUGCAUACAAGAUGCACUUUCGAUCAAGGUACCUCCGCCCUCUGUUUUUCAUUGGAAAUGGUCAAGAUUUGGACAGAAUUGUUCACAGUAAGGUCCUCGAAGAAAUAUUUCUUGACUCAAAUCAGGAAACAAUACAAGAUUGGAGCAACAACUGGAGGAACGAGAAGAUUUUCCAAGAGCCCAAGGUCCAAGAACACCUUCUCAGAGUGACAGGGGAGGUACGUAACUGUAGAGUCUAUGCAAAUGUUGGUGGCACAUCGAUUGAGCUGGACGCAAACCUCCGAAACAGCCUCUGGAAACAUCGCCAAGUAUUUUUUUACCUUGGCUUUACCAUCAGAGGACCUGUAGCCUUUGCCAUCCAGACAAAACCUGCAGAAAAUGUGAUGAGCAGCUCAGAGCCAGAGCAAAUACAACCUGACCCGUCUGUCUCAGCAGAUACCACUGGAGGUCAGCAUUUUGUGGAUCACCAUCGGACAGCUCUGAUUGAGAGAGUGACGGAUACAGGAACCAUCCUGGAUAAGCUCAUGGAAAGGGGGGUGAUCUCAGAUGAGAGCUAUGAUGCUGUGAGAGCUUUAAAAACCACUCAAGACCAAAUGAAGCACAUUCUUCAGUGUUUGGUUUCAGCCAGCACAAGAGACAAAGACGCUCUCUAUGAAAUCCUGAAAGGGAUGAGAAGUAUGAAGCCUCUCAUAACUGAGCUUGAAGAAUGUGAAUAAAGGAACAAAACAUAAACGUCAAAGGCAGUGCUGUGCCCUUGGACAUUUGACACAAAGGACACUGGACACAAUGUUAUCCAUCAAAUGUUUCGCCUCCCCCUUACAGGGUCAAACAGUCGAGCACUUUUAGUAAUGGACUUAUUAGUCUCUGCUGUGAAAAGAGAUGCUACAGGUUAUUUAUAUCAGCUGAUCUCCAUCUGACACAUCUGAUGAAAAUAGUGACUUCAUUUAAAGGGACCUAAAUGGCAGCACUUUGCCCCAUUAAAAAUCACUAAUUAUAGCUUUAAAA